AUGUUCAUUUUCGGAGUCUUAACUAUCCCAGAGUUUAAUGCGACUCUCUCCUUGGUCUGUCACCAGCGAUACUCAAUCGGCCGACCCCCUGCCCACGGACCUACCGAGGAACUCAAGAAAUGUUUCGCCAACAAACACGCGCAAUCCGAUCUGUCUCGCUUUCUCAUCUAUGGCCAAGCGACAGCAGGUCUCCUAGGUGCCUUUGCAACCCCAAUCCUGAGCUCACUGUCAGAUCGCGUCGGUCGCAAGCCGAUCCUCGCCUGUACUAUAGUGGGACCGUUGCUAUAUGAGACACUCAUGGUAUUAGUUCUCCGCUAUCCAGAUUGGAUAGACAUGUACUGGCUGCUGGUAGGAUAUGCAAUUGAAGGUUUUAGCGGGACCACGAUUACGGCAACAGCGAUCUCGCAGACAUAUAUCACCGACCUCACACGCCACAGCGCCGGGGCGCGCUGGUUCAGUUAUCUACAGGCGGCGUUUUCAUUCGCGGGCGCGGGAGGGCCUAUCAUUGCCGGCUUACUACUAACGACGCCUAAUAGCAUCCAGCUGAUCUACCAGCUUGCUAUGGGUGCUCAUAUAUUCCUCUUGUUGUUUAUUCUUUUUGUCUUGCCUGAAUCGCGAAGCCCAGACUCAAUUAGUCGUCGCGACCGAGACGGAGAUAUCUCAGAAUCACCCCCCGAUGAAAGGAACAACCUCCGCGGAUGUCUGAUAUCGAUCAAGUCUAUUUGGGAAUCCCGAGUGUUCCGACAAAAGAAUAUGAUCAUUCUAGCCGUGAUAGAGAUGAUUAUAUUUGGGAAUAUAAUAGGCCUACCCACGCUACAAUUGGCAUACCCGGCAUUCUUAUUCGGAUGGGCACCGGCUACGCAAAGCUUCUUUUUCUCCAUGGCCUGUUCAUGGAGUGUUCUGGUUUUGACUACUAGCCCGGGUACGCCGAUGGAAGAGGGUAGAUAUGCCGAGUCGGUCGACUACCUCUAA
Penicillium verrucosum is the source of this 972-nucleotide messenger RNA. RefSeq lists its product as uncharacterized. Gene Ontology annotation, biological process: transmembrane transport. Gene Ontology annotation, molecular function: transmembrane transporter activity. Lineage: Eukaryota; Fungi; Ascomycota; Eurotiomycetes; Eurotiales; Aspergillaceae. The record is from RefSeq and is a predicted model, not a curated record. Gene Ontology annotation, cellular component: membrane. Bases 1 to 972 code for a protein of 323 amino acids. The transcript has 2 exons.